Molecule: messenger RNA, 5580 nt
Organism: Alternaria ventricosa
Lineage: Eukaryota; Fungi; Ascomycota; Dothideomycetes; Pleosporales; Pleosporaceae
Exons: 3
Coding region: 1-5580 (1859 amino acids)
Biological process (GO): long-chain fatty acid biosynthetic process
Cellular component (GO): fatty acid synthase complex
Molecular function (GO): magnesium ion binding; 3-oxoacyl-[acyl-carrier-protein] synthase activity; holo-[acyl-carrier-protein] synthase activity
Source: RefSeq, a predicted model, not a curated record
AUGCGUCCCGAGGUCGAGCAGGAGCUCUCGCACACGCUGCUCAUUGAGCUGCUCGCAUACCAGUUCGCCUCGCCCGUCAGGUGGAUCGAGACGCAGGAUGUCGUCCUCGGCGAGAAGACGACGGAGCGCAUCGUCGAGAUCGGCCCCGCAGACACGCUCGGGGUCAUGGCGAAGCGCACCCUCGCCAGCAAAUACGAAGGACACGAUGCGGCGCGGUCGCUGCAGCGUCAGAUCCUGUGCUACAACAAAGACGCCAAGGACAUCUACUACGACGUAGACCCAAUAGAGGAGGAACCAGAGGCUCCCGCGGCGGCCUCAUCAGCGCCCUCUUCUGCACCCGCCUCUUCAGCACCUGCCGCCGCCGCCGCAGCCCCUCCACCACCGAGUGCCGGGCCCGCAGCUCAGGUGCCAGAUGCCCCCGUCACAGCCACCGACAUUCUGCGGACACUGGUGGCCCAGAAGCUGAAGAAGCCGCUCAUGGACAUUCCGCUGAGCAAGGCCAUCAAGGAUUUAGUCGGAGGCAAGUCCACGCUUCAGAACGAAAUCCUCGGAGACCUGGGCAAGGAGUUUGGCUCGACUCCCGAAAAGCCCGAAGAUACCCCUCUCGACGAGCUCGGUGCUUCGAUGCAGGCUACCUUCAAUGGUCAGCUUGGCAAGCAGUCCUCCUCGCUCAUUGCCCGCAUGGUGUCAGCCAAGAUGCCUGGUGGCUUCAACAUCACAGCCGUGCGAAAGCACCUCGAGACAAGAUGGGGACUGGCCCAAGGGCGACAGGACGGAGUUUUGCUGCUCGCCAUCACCAACGAGCCAGCAGCUCGUCUUGCCUCAGAAGCCGACGGCAAGGCUUUCCUCGAUGAGCAAGCAAAUAAAUACGCGGGUAUCGCUGGAAUCAGCCUGUCUGCGCCUACAGCCGGCGGAGACGCUGGUGGUUCGGGCGGCGGCAUGAUGAUGGACCCCGCGGCGAUCGACGCCCUCACAAAGGACCAACGCCAACUGUUCAAGCAGCAGCUUGAGCUUUUCGCGCGUUACCUCAAGAUCGAUCUUCGUGCGGGAGACAAGUCGUUCGUCGACUCGCAGAAGGCGCAAUCUGCGCUCCAAGCCCAGCUUGACCUCUGGAACACUGAGCACGGCGAAUUCUAUGCGUCCGGCAUUGAACCCCAAUUCACACCGCUCAAGGCGCGCGUCUACGACUCAUCAUGGAACUGGGCGCGUCAGGACGCUCUCACUAUGUACUACGAUAUUAUCUUUGGCAAGCUGAAGGCUGUCGACCGUGAGAUUGUCAGUCGCUGCAUCGCCAUCAUGAACCGCUCGAAUCCUCUCCUUCUCGACUUCAUGCAAUACCACAUGGACCACUGCCCUACUGAGCGCGGUGAGACAUAUGAGCUUGCAAAGGAGCUCGGUCAGCAGCUCAUCGACAACUGCAAGGAGGUCUUGAACGAGGCUCCCGUCUACAAGGAUGUCGCAGUACCUACCGCGCCCCACCUAGAGAUUGAUGCCAAGGGCAACAUGAACUACAAGGAAGCGCCAAGAGCGAGCGUUCGCAAGCUUGAGCACUACGUGCGCGAGAUGGCUGAGGGCGGAAAGCUGUCCGAGUACGGCAACCGCACUAAGGUCCAGAACGACCUCCAGAGGAUCUACAAGCUCAUCAAGCAACAACACAAGCUCUCCAAGUCCUCGCAACUUCAGAUCAAGAGCCUCUACAGCAAUGUCAUUCGUUCGUUGUCAAUGAACGAGGGACAGAUCAUGCCCAGCGAGAACGGCAAGGCUGCUAGCGGCAAGAGGGGUCGCAACGGUCGCGUCAACCCUUCUGCUAAGCAGGGCAAGGUCGAGACCAUUCCCUUCCUGCAUCUCAAGAGGAAAGAUGACCAUGGCUGGGAGUACAGCAAGAAGUUGACUGGCGUUUACCUGGACUGCCUAGAGGAUGCCGCCAAGUCUGGUGUCACUUUCCAGGGCAAGUACGCUCUUAUGACGGGCGCUGGUGCCGGCUCUAUCGGUGCACAAGUCCUCCAGGGUCUCAUUAGCGGUGGUGCCAAGGUCGUCGUCACAACUUCCAGGUUCUCCCGGGAGGUCACCGAGUACUAUCAGUCCAUGUACUCGCGAUACGGCGCCCGCGGCUCUCAGCUCAUUGUUGUGCCUUUCAACCAGGGCAGCAACCAAGAUGUUGAGGCUUUGGUCGACUACAUCUUCGACACCAAGAAGGGCCUUGGAUGGGAUCUCGACCUCAUCGUUCCUUUUGCUGCCAUCCCCGAGAACGGCCGUGAGAUUGACAGCAUAGAUUCCAAGUCGGAGCUUGCCCAUCGCAUCAUGUUGACCAACCUGCUGCGCAUGCUUGGAGCUGUCAAGAAGCAAAAGCAGGCCUACGGCUACGAGACCCGCCCAGCCCAAGUCAUUCUGCCAUUGUCGCCCAACCACGGAACCUUCGGUAACGAUGGUCUCUACUCAGAAUCCAAGAUGUCGCUCGAGACACUCUUCUCGAGGUGGCACUCUGAAAGCUGGGGCAACUACCUCACCAUCUGUGGUGCCGUCAUCGGCUGGACUCGCGGCACUGGUUUGAUGGGCGCCAACAACAUCGUCGCUGAGGGUAUCGAGAAGUACGGUGUACGCACCUUCUCUCAGCAGGAGAUGGCCUUCAACUUGCUUGGUCUGAUGGCACCACCGAUCGUCAACCUCUGCCAGGUCGAGCCUGUAUGGGCUGAUCUCAACGGCGGCUUCCAGUACAUUCCUAACCUGAAGGACUUGAUGACCGACUUGCGCAAGGAACUCACAGAGACGAGCGACAUCCGCCGCGCCGUCAUCAAGGAGAAUGCCAUCGAGAACAAGGUUGUCAACGGCGAGGCCAGCGAGGCUCUAUACAAGAAGGCCACGAUCGAACCACGUGCAAACAUGAAGUUCGACUUCCCCACCCUACCUGAUUGGGACACAGAGGUCAAGCCGCUCAAUGAUAACCUUAAGGGUAUGGUCGACCUUGAGAAGGUCGUCGUCGUCACUGGUUUCUCCGAGGUCGGUCCUUGGGGUAACUCCAGGACACGCUGGGAGAUGGAAGCGUACGGCGAAUUCUCCAUUGAGGGAUGCGUUGAGAUGGCCUGGAUCAUGGGUCUCAUCAAGAACCACAACGGUCCUCUCAAGGGCAAGAGCUACUCCGGAUGGGUUGACGCCAAGACCAACGAGCCAAUCGACGACAAGGAUGUCAAGCCCAAGUACGAGAAGUACAUUCUCGAGCACGCCGGUAUCCGCCUUAUCGAGCCCGAGCUUUUCAAUGGCUACGACCCCAAGAAGAAGCAGCUUAUGCAAGAGAUCCAGAUUGAGGAGGAUCUCGAUCCAUUCGAGGCUUCCAAGGAGCUUGCGGAGGAGUUCAAGAAGGAGCAUGGCGACAAGGUUGAGAUCUUUGCGAUCGAGGAGUCUAGCGAAUACACUGUCCGCAUGAAGAAGGGAGCUACACUCCUCCUUCCCAAGGCUCUUCGCUUCGACCGUCUCGUAGCUGGUCAAAUCCCGACUGGCUGGGAUGCAAAGAAGUACGGUGUGCCGGACGACAUCAUCUCCCAAGUCGACCCUGUCACACUCUUCGUGCUUGUAUCCACGGCCGAGUGUCUGCUUGCCAGUGGUAUCACCGACCCCUACGAGUUCUACCAAUAUGUCCACUUGUCUCAAGUCGGUAACUGCGUCGGUUCCGGUAUUGGUGGUACUACCGCCCUUCGAGGAAUGUACAAAGACCGUUUCAUGGACAAGCCAGUCCAGAAGGAUAUUCUGCAAGAGUCUUUCAUCAACACUAUGAGCGCUUGGGUCAACAUGUUGCUCAUUUCAUCCACUGGACCUAUUAAGACACCCGUCGGUGCUUGCGCCACUGCUGUUGAGUCUCUUGAUAUCGGUUACGACACCAUCGUUGAAGGAAAGGCUCGCGUCUGCUUUGUUGGUGGCUUCGAUGACUUCCAAGAGGAAGGCUCAUACGAAUUCGCCAACAUGAAGGCUACUAGCAACGCCGAAGACGAAUUCGCUCAUGGACGUACACCCAAGGAGAUGUCGCGCCCCACCACCACAACCCGAAAUGGCUUCAUGGAGUCGCAGGGUUGCGGUAUGCAAGUCAUCAUGGACGCCAAGCUCGCCCUCGACAUGGGAGUCCCCAUCUACGGUAUCCUUGGCUUCACGGCCACAGCAACCGACAAGAUUGGUCGUUCCGUCCCUGCUCCAGGAAAGGGUGUACUGACCACCGCACGAGAGAACCCGUCCAAGUUCCCCUCUCCGCUACUUGACAUCAAGUACAGGAGGAGACAGAUGGACCUCCGCCGCAAGCAGAUUAAACAGUGGCAGGAGUCGGAAGUCCUCUACCUCCAGGAGGAAGUCGCGGCGAUGAAGGACGCUACUGGCGAGGACUUCGACGAGGCUGCCUACCUCGAGGAGCGUGCUGCUAACAUCGAGAUGGAAGCUAAGCGACAAGAGAAGGACGCGCUCAACAGUCUCGGUAACAGCUUCUGGAAGCAAGACUCACGCAUCGCUCCUCUUCGUGGUGCACUUGCUACCUGGGGCCUUACCAUUGACGAUCUCGAUGUUGCUUCUUUCCACGGUACCUCCACUGUUGCGAACGACAAGAACGAGUCCGACGUCAUCAACCACCAGAUGCGCCACCUGGGCCGUAAGAAGGGCAAUGCGCUGCUUGGUAUCUGGCAGAAGUACCUCACUGGUCAUCCCAAGGGUGCUGCCGGUGCUUGGAUGUUCAACGGCUGCUUGCAGGUGCUCAACACUGGUCUCGUACCUGGCAACCGCAACGCCGAUAACGUCGACAAGAUCAUGGAGCAAUACGACUACAUCGUCUACCCGUCGCAGGCCAUCCAGACCGAUGGGAUCAAGGCCUUCUCCGUUACUUCAUUCGGUUUCGGACAGAAGGGAACUCAAGCUAUCGGUAUCCACCCCAAGUACCUCUUCGCCGCGCUUGAGCACCACCAUUUCGCUGCCUACAAGCAGAAGGUUGAGGCUCGCCAAAAGAAGGCCUACCGAUACUUCCACGAUGGCCUCAUCAACAACACCAUGUUCCGUGCCAAGGACAAGGCGCCGUACGAGGAUGAGAAGAUGCAAGAGGUCUUCCUCAACCCACAAGCGCGUGUCACCAUGAACAAGAAGACUUCGACAUACAGCUAUGCGAAGACCCCUGCACCCAAGAAGGACAAGAAGGCGCAGGAGACGAUGAAGAUGGUUGAGCAACUCACUCAAGCCACAGCUUCGGCCAACAGCAAGGUUGGUGUCGACGUUGAGAGCAUCAGUGCACUCAACAUCGAGAACGAGACCUUCAUCGAGCGCAACUUCACCGACAAGGAAAUUGCAUACUGCCAAAAGGCACCAAACCCGCAAGCCAGCUUCACAGGCAAGUGGUCAGCGAAGGAAGCUGUCUUCAAGUCUCUUGGUGUCAAGGGUCAAGGCGCCGGUGCUCCACUGAAGGAUAUCGAGAUCAUCAACGACGAGUCUGGCGCACCAACUGUUCAGCUCUACGGCAAAGCCGACGAAGAAGCCAAGCGCGUAGGUGUCAAGAACAUCAACAUCAGCAUCAGCCACUCGGACGACCAGGCUGUUUCCGUCGCCAUCGCGCAAUGUUAA